Messenger RNA from Salvelinus namaycush (lake trout), 1863 nucleotides. RefSeq names its product TANK-binding kinase 1-binding protein 1-like. Bases 1 to 1863 code for a protein of 620 amino acids. Gene Ontology annotation, biological process: canonical NF-kappaB signal transduction. The record is from RefSeq and is a predicted model, not a curated record. Lineage: Eukaryota; Metazoa; Chordata; Actinopteri; Salmoniformes; Salmonidae. The transcript has 10 exons. Gene Ontology annotation, cellular component: cytoplasm.
AUGGAAUCUCUAUUCGGUGGUGAGCUGAGGCUACUGGGAGGUGGCGAGGGCUUGAAGGAGGACAGCUGUGGCGACGUGGGCUGGUCCUCCUCAUCCCUCCCUGAUGAUAUGUACUCCGUCUCCCACUACGCCCUCAUCACCGCCUACCAGGACAUCAAGACACGGCUCGCGGGCCUGGAGAGAGAGAACAGUGGCAUCAAGAGGAAGCUCAAGAUGUACGAGAUCAAGUUCCCUAUGAUCAGUGAGUUUGGGGAGGACAGGAACUCCUACUGCAGCUUUGAGUCCAAGGAGACAACUCUACUGCAGUCAGAGAACGGCAACCUGCAGCAGAAAGUCAGCACCCUCACCCACGAGCUCCAGAAGAGGAAAGAGCGCCAGGAGCAGCUGGAGGAUGUGAUCCAGGCCUAUGAGAAGAUCCACAUGGAGAAGAACAACCUCCAGAGAGACCUGGACAAAAUGACCAGUCUAGUGGAGAAGCACGUGGAGCAUAUCGUGGAUCUGGAGUCUGCUCUGAGACAGAGAGGCAACUCGCUACAGAAGCUCAACACCCAGCUACACAGCAAGGACAUCCAAUACCUGCAGCUACACAGCCCAGACAAUCACAUGCUGGACUGUCCUGCGCUGACCCUGCAGAGCUCUCGUAGUCUAGACACUCUGUCAGACCUGAAGCUGCAGCGUCUGGAGGCGGAGCUAGAGAGGGCGCGGCAUGAGGCAGAGCGGGCGUGUCAGAGGGAAGAGGAAGUGAAGGCCGAGUGUGAGAGACUGCAGGAGGAGCUGAGACAGAUCCAGAACAACCACAUAGGGAGGGAAAUGACUUCGCCGUGUGAGCAGUGUGAUGUGGAGUGGAUAAAGAAGGUGGGAGAUGAGCAGGUGAAUUUGGCGCUAGCCUACACAGAGCUAACUGAGGAGUUGGGACGUCUCCAGGCUCUGAGCUCCAAACAAAACGAGAUCUUGAGGAUGGUCUCUCAGGAGCAGCAUAGCCCAGGUUACCACAGGCAGUCUUGUCUCGUGUGCUGCUCUCUAACUCCCCGUGUCUCUCCUGUCUCCUCAGUCCAACGCCACUCCCACCCCCCAUCUCCCAUCCCUCACCAACGCCACUCCCCCGUGCCCCCGCGACAUUCCCCCAUCCCCCAACGCCACUCCCCCAUCCCCCAACGCCACUCCCCCGUCCCUCCUCAGCACCACUCCCCCAUUGCCCAGUGCCGCUCCCCGGUGCUCCAGCCGCAGCACCUCUCCCCGGACAUGCACCGCCGCUCGCCGCUGCUGGACGUCAACGAUGGGCCUGCCUCGUACUCCUGCCGGCCAGCCAGCCACCAUCUGAGGGCCAGCUUCCAGGGCCGACGGAGCUACUCCGAGGUGGCCGACCCCUCGGCCUACCAGCGGCCACCGCGCUUCAGCCUGGACCCCGUGUCCACCCUGCCCAAACCCCGGCCCUACAGGGACUCCGGCUACUCAAAGCAGCAUCAGCAGCAUGAGCAUGGAGGCUCCCAGCAUGGAGGGUCACCCCACAGAGGAGGCCCGCAGUCCUCCGAAGACGAGGAAGAGUGGACCUGUCCGCACCCCAUCAGCCCCCCACGGACGCUGGGCGUGCCCAACAAUGUGUCAGCUCAUGGGGUCAUGAAGGGGCCAGCGUCCUGCUCGGCCUUCCCCAUCCCAUCCAGACCCAACACACUGACCUGCCACCCGCCAGGAUACCUGCACACAGACCACGCCCAGUCCUGGCCCUCCAUCAAUCUGUGGAUGGAGACAGAAGAGAGUGACAUGAGGAGCUGCCCUCUGUGCCAGCUGAUCUUUCCCAUGGGUUACCCUGAUGACGCCCUAAUCAAGCACAUCGACUCGCACCUGGAGAACAGCAAGAUCUGA